AUGAUCUUAAUCAUUUUCUUAAUCUGCAUACCUUUUGUUCAUUCAGCGUCUCACACGCUCAUCACUACAUACACCGGAGUAAAUGGACAGACGGUUGCAGAAACUCCAGAAGUUUCCUCUGUAUCUACACUGGAUGGACAACAGAUUGAUUAUUAUGACAGUGUAAUAAAGAAGCUGAUUCCCAAACAGGACUGGAUGAAGGAGUUUGCUGCUACAGAAAUAUGGAAAGAAUACACUAAGAUCAGAGAACAAGUGCAGCAGAUCAACAAAAUCAACAUUACUGCUCUAAUGGAGCAAUUCAGUCAGCCACAUGGUGUUCAUACAUAUCAGAGGAUUUAUGGAUGUGAUUGGGAUGAUGAGACUGGAAAAUCACAUGGGUUUGAUCAGCACGGUUAUGAUGGAGAAGAUUUCAUCUUUCUGGACCUGAAGGAGCUCAGAUACAUCACAGCUGUAGCGCAGGGAAUACCUACAGUGAUGAAGUGGAACAAUGACAGAGAACGACUUGUCUAUCUAAAACGAUAUUUUAGAUAUAAGUGCAUUGACUGGAUGACAUAUUUCUUGACAUCAAGGAAAGUGGAUUUUGAGAGAAGAGCUCCUGAAGUGUCUCUGUUACAGAAGACUUCCUCUUCUCAAGUGAAGUGUCAUAUCUCAGGGUUUUACCCAUCAGCAGUGAAUAUCACCUGGUUAAGAAAUGGAGAAGAUCACAAAGAGGAUGUAGAUCUUGGAGAGUUACUACCAAAUGAAGAUGGGACCUUCCAGAAGACUGUUUCCCUCCGUGUUACUCCAGAUGAAUGGGAGAAGCACCAGUAUGUUUGUGUGGUGGAGCACGAGACAGGGACUAUACUGAGGAAUCUGACUGAGGACGAGAUCAAGAGUAACUACGGUAAGUUAUUAAUAGUGUGUUAUAGUGUUUAUUUCAGGCCUUCAACAUCAGGCCCUCUCCAGUCUGGACCUCUAACAUCAGGCUUCACAUUUUCAGAGGGCAAUAAGAAGAAACAACGCCUUACACUGCAUUAUUAUGCUGUUGGAAGUUUUAUGGAGGUGGUGGGUGAUGGCCUGGGGCUCAGCAAAUCUUCAGUAGAGAAAAACUUUGACCGCAGUAACACCUUUGCUGUUACAGCUUAUGAAGAACAUCCUGAUUUCCCCCCAAACUCCUGA
This is a messenger RNA of Carassius auratus (goldfish), 1158 nucleotides long. Its product is annotated as major histocompatibility complex class I-related gene protein-like. Gene Ontology annotation, biological process: immune response. Gene Ontology annotation, cellular component: external side of plasma membrane. The transcript has 5 exons. The record is from RefSeq and is a predicted model, not a curated record. Lineage: Eukaryota; Metazoa; Chordata; Actinopteri; Cypriniformes; Cyprinidae. Bases 1 to 1158 code for a protein of 385 amino acids.